AUGCCUGAAAUCGCAGAAGUUGCGCGUAUCGUCCAUUUCCUCCGAAAGACCCUCGUGGGAAAGACCCUCUCCGUCGUCAAAGCUCAAGAUGACCCGAUCGUCUUUGGGAAAGUCGGCACAAGUGCUGCUGAAUUCCAGAAAGCCCUCACAGGCAAGAAGGUAGUGGAUGCGAACCAGCAAGGGAAAUACUUCUGGCUUAUAAUGUCUUCGCCUCCUCAUCCAGUCUUUCAUUUUGGAAUGACAGGGUGGUUCCAUAUCCGCGGGGAAAAGACAGUGCAUUAUCGCCAAAAGGAAGCAGACGGCGAACAAGAAUGGCCUCCAAAGUACUGGAAGUUCUCCAUGGAGACCGCUGGAGACCCUAAAGUGGAAGCUGCAUUCACAGAUUCUCGAAGGCUAGGUCGCGUACGAUUAGUCGACUGCCCUGGGAAGGAUAUCAGAAAGACUACGCCCCUGAAGGAGAAUGGUCCUGAUCCAGUUAUCGAUAAGGAUAUUUUCACGGAAGAAUGGCUGGAGAAGAAGCUGAAGAGCAAACGGGUCCCGAUCAAAGCUCUGCUUUUGGAUCAGGCAAAUAUUAGUGGUAUUGGCAAUUGGGUUGGGGAUGAAAUUCUGUAUAAUGCGAAAAUACACCCAGAGCAAUACAGCAACACUUUCAGCUCGGCACAGAUCAAGCAACUCCAUAAAUCCAUCCGCUACGUUUGCCAAACCUCGGUGGAUUUGUUAGGGGACUCUGAGAAGUUCCCUGACGAUUGGCUCUUUAACCAUCGAUGGGGCAAGGGGAAGAAAAACGCUGUUACUACGAUGCCGAACGGUGCCAAGAUUACGCAUCUUACGGUUGGAGGGCGAACAAGUUGUGUGGUGCCCAGCGUGCAGAAAAAGACUGGCGAUGUUGCUGGAGAUCUGAAAAAUGAAGAUGAGGAAGAGACUGGCGUCAAAGCGGGGACGAAGAAAGGGGGCAAAGCAAAGGUGGCCCCUUCAAAGAAGCGAAAAGCUGACCCCGAAGAUGAUGAAGACGAUGUUGUUUUCAAGGACGAGGAUUCUGCAGAAGAGCUCCAAAAUGGAAACAAAAGCGGCGCGAAGAAGGCUAAGUCGACUCCAAAAUCUAAAACUAGCCAGCCAAAGGGUGAUGCGGCGGUACCGGAGGGAAGGCGACGCUCUGGACGAAGUGCUAAAUGA
Messenger RNA from Venustampulla echinocandica, 1173 nucleotides. RefSeq names its product putative formamidopyrimidine-DNA glycosylase. Gene Ontology annotation, molecular function: damaged DNA binding; zinc ion binding; DNA-(apurinic or apyrimidinic site) endonuclease activity. Gene Ontology annotation, biological process: base-excision repair. Gene Ontology annotation, cellular component: nucleus. Bases 1 to 1173 code for a protein of 390 amino acids. The transcript is spliced from 5 exons. The record is from RefSeq and is a predicted model, not a curated record. Lineage: Eukaryota; Fungi; Ascomycota; Leotiomycetes; Helotiales; Pleuroascaceae.